AUGGAGCCCGAGCAUACCGCGUUCUCAAUGACAUCGCCUUCUACAGAUCUAGAAGCCAAAAAGGAAACAGCGGAUUUUGGCGAGCCAAAGUCAUUCAUCCACGAAUCUGCAUUUGUUACAGUCGUCUGCACUGCACAGCUCAUGACCCAGGCUGGCCUUUCUCUCUCGAUCGCACCUCUCCACAUAAUUAGCGCGAGUUUCAACAGCACUCCGAGGGACUUGACAUGGGCCUCCGCCGCGUACAGUCUGACCGUUGGAACAUUCAUCUUUGUAUCAGGGAGACUGGGCGAUGUAUAUGGCCACCGGUUAUUGUUCAUCAUAGGCUUUCUGUGGUUUGGCGUGUGGUCUAUCCUGGGAGGAUUUUCCGUUUGGUCAAACCCAAUCUUCUUCGAUUGCUGUCGUGCAUUCCAGGGUAUCGGGCCUGCUCUCCUGCUGCCAAAUGCAGUUGCAAUUCUAGGCAGAUCGUACCCGCCUGGGCGUCGGAAGGGAAUGGUAUUUUGCCUCUUCGGAGCUGUAGCGCCAGGUGGAUUCACCUUGGGUGCGACAUUUUCCUCCUUGAUCGCUGAACGGUUAUGGUGGCCUUGGGCAUACUGGAUCAUGGGCAUUGCCUGUUUCAUCUUUGCAGUACUUGGAUUCCUCGUCAUUCCGUACGUACAGCAAGAAAAACCGCACCCUGAGCUCUCCACGUAUGAACGAUUAGAUGUGCGAGGUGCUGUCACAGGAGUUAGCGGGCUGAUAUUGAUCAACUUCGCGUGGAAUCAGGCCGCAGUCGUGGGAUGGGAAGUUCCUUACACCUACGUGCUGCUCAUCGUUGGGAUCUUGACCAUGGGCGUGUUCUUGCUUUGGGAGCGCAAAGCAGCCUAUCCGUUGCUGCCACGGGCUCUAUUCAAAGGUGAGGCUGGGUGGGUGCUCGGCUGCCUUGCAGCCGGGUGGUCCAGUUUCGGUAUCUUGGUAUUCUAUUACUACAACAUUCUUGAAAACUUGGAGGGAAAUAGCGGCUUACUGGUAACGGCCAAAUGGGCUGGCGCUUCUGUAUCUGGAGCUUGCGCUGCCGUGGUGACUGGCUUGCUCCUCGGUCGAGUCCCUGCAAGCAUCAUCAUGUUCAUCGCGAUGCUGGCAUUCUCUGCAGGCCAGGCACUACUGGCAUCCAUGCCAAUAGGACAGACCUAUUGGGCCAAUGCAUUCGUGAUAAUGUUGGUCACACCAUGGGGGAUGGAUAUGUCCUUUCCAUCCGGAAUCCUGAUUUUGAGUGAUACAAUGCCCCAGAGAGACCAAGGGGCCGCCGGCUCACUUGUGAAUACGGUCGUGAAUUAUUCAAUCUCGAUGGGGCUCGGCUUCGCCGGCAUAGUUGAGAGAUAUGUGAACCACGAUGGAGGAGAUGUUCUCAAGGGAUAUCGGGGAGCCACAUAUAUGGGCGUUGGCCUUGCAGGCCUCGGUACGAUGAUCGCAACUUGUUUCAUGUUUGUGACCUGGAAAACGUCUAGAAAUGGAUCUCGGUAG
Molecule: messenger RNA, 1500 nt
Organism: Penicillium cataractarum
Lineage: Eukaryota; Fungi; Ascomycota; Eurotiomycetes; Eurotiales; Aspergillaceae
Product: MFS transporter
Exons: 2
Coding region: 1-1500 (499 amino acids)
Biological process (GO): transmembrane transport
Cellular component (GO): membrane
Molecular function (GO): transmembrane transporter activity
Source: RefSeq, a predicted model, not a curated record